This is a messenger RNA of Pomacea canaliculata, 3185 nucleotides long. RefSeq lists its product as uncharacterized. The record is from RefSeq and is a predicted model, not a curated record. The coding region runs from base 83 to 2113 and encodes 676 amino acids. NCBI's taxonomy places the organism in Eukaryota, Metazoa, Mollusca, Gastropoda, Architaenioglossa, Ampullariidae. The transcript has 3 exons. Gene Ontology annotation, molecular function: zinc ion binding.
GAGUGUAUCCGCAUUUUGUUGUGGUCGAUUUCCGGUUUACGGACUCGGGUUGGGUGAAGAACGUUGAGUGCUCGUAAAGUCUAUGAUUUUGCUUGUUAGAAACUAUUGUAGGCAAAGGACGAUGGAUUUUCCUGAAAAAUUCUGCUUCACUACUGAAUGUUCAAAGCCUGGGGUUAUUCCUGAUUUGACGUUUUUGGAUGAUCUCAUGGUCAUCCAUCAAGAAUCCUCUUUAUCAUCUGUCAAGAACCAAGCACCAGCCCCUAACAUCAAAAAACCACCACUUUCAGCAUGUGGAAGUGCCAGACUAGAUCAAUCUUCAUUACUUAUUGAAAGCCAAGAACUAUCUUUGAACACCUUCAGAGCACCAGCAAUAGCAUCAUGCUUACCUGUUGAAAAUCAAACAGUACCCACCAACACCCCCAUGGUACCACUUCCAGAGUGUGGAAACCUGAGACAAGAAUCAUCUCCCAAGGUUUCCACUCUCUUUGUACUAGUAAGGUGUACAGGAACCCUGCCGCCACUAAGCAUCAAGAGACCAAUACCACCCUUGAGUGCAACCAAGGCACUACCUCCAGCAUUUGGAAAUGCCAGACGAGUUUUCCCUCUAUCACUGAGGAAGAGUCAAGGACUGUCCACCAAGGCACCAUCUCUGGUAAAUGGAAACACCAGACAAAAACUCUGUUCAUUACCUGCUGAGAAUCAAGCAUCAAUAUCCAGUACCAGUGAGGGAUUAUCUAUCAAUGCCAAAGAAACAUCAGCUCAACCAUCUGUUGCCAGACAAAAACCAACAUUAAUACCAAACAGGAAAAGGAAAUCUUCACUUCCAUCACAUGCAGAUGGUUCUGUGACCACACUGGCUAGUCCCUCUGCCCUUAGCCACUCCCCUAAAAGAAAAGUCUGCCCUUAUUGUGCUAUGAUUCUGUCAGACAGAUCAAAUUUUCUCAGACAUAUCAAAAGACAGCAUCCUGGCAGAGAAGUUCCAGUGACCGAAGGCACUUGCCUCUGCAUGCUGUGCAAUGUUAAAGCUCUGUCUAUAAAACAUUUGAUUCAGCACUACAAUGAUGCACAUGGAAAAAACAUGAAAAUAAGCAAAAUAGCAUUCAACUGUAAGGAAGAAUUUGAGAAUUUUAAAAAAGAAGCAGAGAAACAAAGUAUGGCUGAUUUUGUAAAAGUUCGUGGGGGGAAAAAAAGUAUUUCAUGUGUGAAGGAAUCUUUUUACUGCUGUCGCUCUGGAGAAGCAAAAUUGGUCAGUGAGUCAGACAGAAAAAGAGCAAAACGAAGUCAAGGUUCCAGAAAAAUUUCUGGUAAAUGCACAUGUUUCAUAACGGUUAAGUAUUGCUGUGAAACAAAGAAAGUAGUGGCUGAAUUUUGUUUAGACCAUAUGGGACAUGAGAAAGCUCGAGACAUGGAGAAUGGGGAAACAGCACACAGAAUGAGGAUGAGAGACAUUAGAAAUAGGCACAGAUCAGCUGUUUCAAAACAUUUCACAGUUGAACACAAAAAGGAAGAUGAGUGGGUGGUGCACUCACCAGAUGAAACGUGUGCAAAGCAGUAUUUUGUUAAAAAGGCAGCACAUGACUCUUGCAAGUGCAAACAGAUUUGUACAGCCUGUGGUGUGUGUUCACUUAUGUUUGUAUGCACUUGUUUUGAUCAUGUUGCUCAAGGUUUGCCUUGCAAACAUAUCCAUGCUGUACAAAUGUCACUUUCAACUGGUCCUACCAUGGAGGCUUUGCCAUCAUCUUGUGAUCAAGGAGGACAGGGAGAUUCAGAGACUGACUUUCUUAAGCAGCAUAAUUCUACUGACAAUGCACAAUAUUGCAACAGUUUUCAAGACUUACGAACAGCUAUUUUGCAUAAAAUAAACGAUUUGAUUGACGUGGUAAAUUCUGCAAUUGAUGAUCAUACCCUGAACAGCAUAAUGAAUACAGUUACUUCAACAAUUACUGCUGCUAAAACUCCAGAGUUGACAAAUAAAAACAAAUCAGCAUUUGAAGUUGCGAAAGUUGAUCCUAAAACACUUUGUCAAACACGCAAAAGACACUUCUCAACAAAAGGAGAUUCUAGAAGGAAACAAUCUAAAUUAUCAGAGAGCAAUCCUUCAGAAGAAGUGUGACAAAAUAUGACUGCCUUAAGUGUAAAAGUAAUGUGUGACUUGUUAUUUUAAAUAUUAUAAGUGAUCAGAGUAGUUUGAGUGAUUGUUGAUGAAUUGUUUAAAAUGUCUUUAGUCCACACAUUCCUGCAUCAUAGAGUUUAGAAAGUGAGCUUUUGAUAAUUCUAUGCUUCUUAGUUCACUGUGCAGUGUAUUUAUUCUGUAGCUAAAGUUUGCCUACAUUUUUAAGGUUUCCAAAGACUUUUAAAUAAAAAUCAAUGUAGAUAAAUUUUUCUCAUUUUCUCCGGUGCACACAAGACCUGACCUCCAGAAUGUAAUUCUCUCAUGGCAUCAGCAAUCGUCAUAAGUUGUUGUGGACACAUGGCAAUAAUGUUCUAAAGUCUGAAAAUACACUGUGCAUAAAGGAUAUAUUUUUCUUAUAGAUACGCUUUUAUGACAAUGGCUUUGAGGAUGGUUUGUGAAGAAUACAUAGUAUAACAGCAGUAUUUCUUUAACAUUCAAUCAGAUAAAAUUAUACAUUAGCUAUUUACAUACAUUUGUGAAGCAUACAUAGUAUAACAUCAGUAUUUCUUUAACAUUCAACCAAUCUCUUAAAAUUAUACACUAGCUGUAUAUAUACAGUUGCAAGUCACACCUCCAAGAGAGAACAUAUUUUAGUUCACUGACUCAGUCACUUGCACUUGGAAAAAAGAUGUGUUUAAGAACUUAAUUCUCAUAUUUCUAGUCUUUGGUUCCUUUAUCUUGGUCAUGGUGUGAAUUCUAUAUUGAGGUUGCUAAAGUCAUUAAGUGUUGCCAAUGUUGGAUACUUUGUAAAAACCUCUGAAAGCAAGAGAUGACAGACUGCUCUUGUCUAUGCUUUCUCUGGUGUUGUACAGAACAGUAACCUUUUUUCUGUGCAAGCUCUAUGUGGUAGCUGUUGCAUUUCUUUAAAGAAUCAUAUGUACAGCAUCUUAUAUGUAUGGUAACUGUGUCAUCAUUAUGUAUUUUCAAACAGAAAUUCUGCGAUCUUGUCAUAAAACGGUAGUCUAUUAAGUCAUUAAAUGAAGUGAAUUCUCAAAAUUUUUCCAGGUUGUGU